AGUAUAUGUAUGAGAGAAGGUAUCACGGGCAAAAGGAGGAUUUAGAGUCUUCUAUAUGUCUAUAUAUAUGUGUGCUUGCCCGGCAGCGCUCCUAGUUGACUUGAAGAAUAAGAGAAACGACACACACGCGUGCAGCCUGCUCUUGUUGUUAUCCUUCUACCGUGACUAAAAACAACCACAGCAAAGUGUUUCCCAAUAGCCAUCAUUCAACAACCUCGAAAUGGCCUUUCCCGCAACUCACGCCAAACGAGACGCCAUCGUUCUACAAGCGAGCAGAGGUUUCGCAUCGGCCCCCAACUCGCCUCGAGUCUUCCUUCAGUCCGGUGGUUUGAACAAGCGUGCGGACAUAAUGCAACUGAUCCGUCAGGCUGAUAAGCCAGACUGCCCCGACGUCGAAGCCAUGCUUCAACGUAUCUGCUCUUUGUUUCCGACCGCAAGGGAAUACGACGUCAGAGAGCUUUUGAUCAAGUAUCAUUACCGUGAAGCUGUGGUUGUUAGCGCCCUUCAAGUUCUCAAAUAUCCGUUGACGAUGCCUGGCCCAGCGUCAGUAGCCACUCCGCCUAUGCGACACCUGCCACCGACAUUCUAUGUCCCAUCUUCGCUUCAUGCUUGGAGUGAGACUACAAGCGAUGGGCGGAAUUCCAAACUCGGCGGAGCCUUCUCUACGACCAGUAAUACACCCAUGCAUUCGCCGUUACCAAGCCGUCCGCAUCAUUCUCCUAAGAUUAAAUUAAAGUAUUUGAAAAGCGUUUUCCCGAAAGCAGAGGAAACCUUCUUGCUGGAUCUGCUCGUCGGAAUGGACAAUAAUGUCAACCAAGUGACGCAGCAGCUGCUGACACUUGGCCAUCAGAAAAAAGAUAAACCGACGCCAUUAACUCCACGGCACAGUGUGAUGUCACCGGCCCCAAGUGUCAUUGAGAAUGAACCAAUUGAAGAAGAAGUUGUCGUCAUAAAGAAGCUCCCCUCGCUCUUUGAGAUGCAAACAAUGAAAGAAGAACUCAAAAAACUUUUUCCUGACGAGGAAGAAACCGUAAUUCAAUUGGCUUUAGAGAGCACCGAUUUUGAUUUGCAAAAGGCUCAGUUGGUACUGUCAAGCUCCCAAGAACGUGACGAAUCUUUUUCUACAAUCAAAAAUUUGACCUUGAGUGGUAUUAAACACACCGUAACACUUUCAUCAUUGAAAUCAAGCCCGUCAGUUUUAUCUACCUUCAAAGACAUAGCAAAUCUCUACUCACCGAUGCAAGAGCUGAAUCCGAAUGACGUUAGCCAUCGUUGCAAACCGAUGCACCAACCCAUCAGCACACCGGCAUCAUCCCUCUAUCGUGGAAACAAUGAUUCACUUUUGGGUGAGAGCUACGUUACGCCCAACGGUCCACAACGCAAUCUAGUCCACGGCCCCAACAGUUCCCUAAGGCUUUCUACUGACAUCCACAACAGCCGUUUCUUAAUGUGUCCUGAACAGCGUGUGGCGGUGCAAGGUCCUAACGCGACUAACCGACAUGGUCCAAAAGUUACCCCUCGUCUAAGUCUUUCUAGUUUCAUCGCAAACAAGUUCAAGAAGGAAUCAAUGAGGCGUCUGUAGACCGUGCACAUGUGCACACCUUUUCCCGCCAAACCUAAACGAUCGUCCAAGAAAUUCUGUCCAAUAUUGCCAUAUUUUCUGUCUACUUGAAUGCGAAUGCCCCGAAGGUUGUUUAUUCGAUGUUGUCAAUAGGAUUGUUAAAUGUUUUACAUUUAAGUGAUUGCAAUUCUGUGUUGUUGAAAUGGUUAUGUCAUUACUUGAAAUAAGUCUAUCGUUUUCACUUGUGACAAGUCCUGUGAAUGUGUGAAAUUUAGUCAAAUGAAAAGUAAUAAUUUUUCCCAAUCCUGAUAAGACAUUGGCAGAAAUAAAUAAAACUCCUAAUUCUUAAA
This is a messenger RNA of Daphnia carinata, 1911 nucleotides long. RefSeq lists its product as uncharacterized. The transcript has 8 exons. Bases 221 to 1582 code for a protein of 453 amino acids. NCBI's taxonomy places the organism in Eukaryota, Metazoa, Arthropoda, Branchiopoda, Diplostraca, Daphniidae. The record is from RefSeq and is a predicted model, not a curated record. Gene Ontology annotation, molecular function: ubiquitin binding.